AAACAUGGGGUUUUAAAGAAACAGCGGUGUUGAAAGGCACUACAUCGCUGUUUGAAAAGAUUCUGGAAAACAAAAGGUAAGGGGGCUCCCUGUGACAUCGCUGGUGAUGUAUUGUACAGCGCUGUUGUCCAAGUUGGUUGACGGUGUUUCCUUCAACAGCGCUGUUGGUCUCCUGGACAGCGCUGUAGGAACAACGAUGUUGUCCUUCUUACAGCGCUGCUUUGGCAGGUCCGGCGUUGUCCGACCGCUUCUUGAAGGUUUAGGUGCUCAUUGUCCAAAUCUUCGUGGCCUUCGUGAGCGGGCCAACGGUGGUGGUGACCUUGAACUGUUCAAGGAUGUCCAUCACCAAGAACGGGUACGGGAGAAGGUGAUCGUGGUCAGUGGACGCGGCGAUCGUCAUGUAGAUCAUGACAAACUUCACCCAAUUGAUUGGCGCCGAGUGCAUGAUCGCAUGGAGGAGCUUGAGGUGGUCACCGGACAUGAUCGUGUGCCCAUGCUUCUGGGGCUUGAUGAUCCGAGACACGAUGUAGAGAAGGAGGCGGCUCUCGGGGGUCGCGAAGUGGAUGGUGGGGCGGCCUGUGGCGUGGCGGCCUGUGGCGUGGCGGAUGAGCUCGGUGAUGCCAAGCUCGUUGAGGACAAGGCCUUCAUUGUUGAGAACCUAAUCCUCUCUGCCAUAGUUGGAGAUGUCGUCGCCUUGGUAGGGGAGGCCGGCGAUGCGCCCAAAUUGCUCAAUGGUGAGCUCAAUCGGCGUGCUCUUGACCAGAGAGUAGAGCAUGUCGUCCUCACGCCGGAGGUUGGAGUAGAAGACCCGAAUCAGCGCCGGGUUGAUCUCCUUCCGAGCCUGGGAGACGAACGGCCAAAGGCCUGUUUGGUGAAGCUGUGCGUCGAGGUCGUCGUAGCCUUGCAACUCCGGUAGGCGCUCCAGGACGAUCCGUGGGGGAGCCAUAACCCAUUUAGAGAAGAAGGUGAGAAACGGGUGCGCUCCUCCUCGGAAUCAAACCAGAGAUACGACCUGUCGCCGUAGUAGAGGCGCUCCUCGGAGUUUGUUGUCGGUGCCCGGGAUUUUGACUUUGAUUUCCCAGAGGUGGCAGCCCUGCUCUUGUCUUUGCCCAUGGUGAUAAAGAGAUCUCAAAAAAAAGAUUGUGGAGAAGAUGAAAUAUGCAAAGAUAUUGAAGAGAAUUGUGUUUGUGUGUGUAAAGUGAAGAGAGGGGGUCCCAAUAUAUAGAAAAGGAGGUU
Molecule: messenger RNA, 1236 nt
Organism: Cuscuta campestris
Lineage: Eukaryota; Viridiplantae; Streptophyta; Magnoliopsida; Solanales; Convolvulaceae
Source: the annotation of a GenBank genome assembly